Mustela erminea (ermine) is the source of this 1172-nucleotide messenger RNA. It is a transcript of the gene HIGD1C, whose product is annotated as HIG1 hypoxia inducible domain family member 1C. Lineage: Eukaryota; Metazoa; Chordata; Mammalia; Carnivora; Mustelidae. Gene Ontology annotation, biological process: mitochondrial respirasome assembly. The transcript is spliced from 3 exons. The record is from RefSeq and is a predicted model, not a curated record. The coding region runs from base 673 to 1014 and encodes 113 amino acids. Gene Ontology annotation, cellular component: mitochondrion.
UUAUGCCACUUACCAGGUUACAAUUUCUGAUGAAAGCUGAUUCAUAGGAUGAAGUCACCGUAUUUGAGUUUUUAGAUGAAAAUGGUGGGUUGCACGGAUAACGGACUGAGGUGCUUGCUAACCAUGGUGAUUGUGAUUAUAGUUGCUCUUGCAAGUUUCCCUCAUUCCUGUGUAGACAAGGAGGAUUAUUUCCAUUGUCUAGCAUAGCAUGUGGUAGGUGCUUGGUAAAUAUCUCAAUGACUUUAUAAUGCUCUGCACAUUCUGAAGAAUUGCAGUGAUCACUCUCCCAUCACUUGUAAAUUUGGAGGUAAUUUUGCCUAUGUUGGCACUGCCAUUGUUCUUUACCAUGGCAUUUUGUAAAAGUAUUCUCUUACUGUUUGUGGAAGAAGUCCCAAUGAUUGAGGUUCCCAAUGAUCUCAAAUGCUGAGCAGUGAAAAGAGACUGAAUAACCCGUUUAUGAUCUGUCUUUAUUCCGUAUUCAUGGAAUCUGAUUAUCAUCACCUCUCAUUACUUUUACCCCUUACCCCAAACAAAAUGAAAUGAUUCCAUAAUGAAAAGGGUGAAGGAAAUAUGAUGUUUAUUUCAAUUGAGCAGACAGGCAUGGAUCAAGCAAAUUGAAGACAGAUGAACAUAUGAUCAACAAUAUACUGGGAGAGGAUAAAUGGAUUUUUAAUGAUUUUCAGCAACCACAUUUAUCACCUCCUGUUACUAGAGAGAAAAAUGUCUGCAGAUAACCAGUGGUCAGCAGAUGAGGAAGAAGGCCAACUCUCCCGACUGAUCAGGAAAUCUAGGGACUCCCCCUUUGUCCCCAUAGGAAUAGCAGGCUUUAUGACUGUGGUGUCCUAUGGUCUUUACAAGUUAAAGUACAGAAAAGAUCAGAAAAUGUCCAUCCAUCUUAUUCACAUGAGAGUUGCUGCCCAAGGAUUUGUUGUAGGAGCUGUGACUCUAGGUGUUCUCUAUUCUAUGUAUAAAGAUUACAUCAGACCUCGGUUCUUCAGUGUGUCCAAAAAAUGAAGCUACAUCUAAGAUAAGAAGGCUUCUGAAAACUAUUCAUUAUGAAGAAUUCUCAAUAUGUAGCAAAUUAUACUGCAGAAGAAUGAGACAGGAUUCUCAUACCCUUGUAUAGUAAGUCUCAAUUGUUUACGAAGUUGAUUUCCAAAUCAAAAAUCACA